Molecule: messenger RNA, 513 nt
Organism: Acanthoscelides obtectus
Lineage: Eukaryota; Metazoa; Arthropoda; Insecta; Coleoptera; Chrysomelidae
Source: the annotation of a GenBank genome assembly
AUGGAGUUGUCUCGAGAGAGUUAUCGCGCUAUGAUUUACUAUGAGUUUAAUGUCGGUUUAACUGAACAUCAAUGUAUGGAACGGUUACAAAAGGCAUUUGGUAAUGCAACUCCGUCGCCAGGCAAGUGCGUUUCGCUGUCUGAUGUGAGAGUUGCAAUUACAAUGAUAAUCAAGAGAAUUGCUUCCACUAGACCACCAGAGGCAGUCUUUAUUGAAAAAGCUCUUGAAGUACCUGUGAUAGUGAUCAAUGAACAGGAUGAUGUGGACUUGAUUGGGGCUCCAGAUCCUGUAUCAAACUUGAGGCCAAUACUAAGGAAAAUACAUUUACAUGAAACCCCUCUACAACAGAAACUGAGAGAAAUGCAGGAUGCGACGCAAAGGCAACUUGCGGCCGAUGACUUCAUAUUCUUUAAGCUACCAAAAAAAGUUAGGUUAGAAUUGGACUUGAUAUUUGAUGUUUUACUGUUAGAUUCGAUACGAAAUGCAGGAAAGAUAUCCCUUCGAGAAAAAUAA